AUGCCGCGAGGACGGGUUCAACCAGUAGCUCGGCGAGGUUCGAAGCCUGCCGGGGGGCCGGCGCCAAUCGAAAUGUAAGAAAACUGUUCUUCAUGACAUUAUCGUAGUCGCAGUUUACCAAAAUAGUUUAUCUUUAGUGGGAAAGAGGCGCUCUCAGUCUGGAAGCAUCUCGAUGUUCUCUGCGAACAUGCCUAUGCUGAAGAUGCCAUUCUUUUGUACGAAGUCACCAAUACAGCGACUGCUUCUAAUCGGUGGUCAAUACCCGACAAAGAAUCCGAAUUUAUCACUUUUCGACAAAUGUGCGAGAUGUACGAUAAGACGAAGCGGUUUGCCCAAGCGGGAGCAGUAAGAAACAAAUGUGCGUCUGGAAAGGAGAGUACAAGGAAUUGUUUAGAUUCUGAAGGCCAUAAUCCAAACGUUCCCGACUGCGCGCCCUUUUACGUACCCGAGUCAUUUAAUUCCGGUUGCUCCUGAAGACGUGAGAGAAGAGACGGAGAACCAGAAGGAGAGCGAGGACUUCAUUUGGUACUGUUAUUAUUGUGUUCUUCACAAAACUAACAAGUACAGAGAGGCAUACGGUGUGCAUUCGUUCUCCGACAAAAUAUGGUUUUCGUUUGGUUUCAGAUGCUCUGAUGCAAAUUCGUGGAACUUAUUAUCGUGAGACUGUCAAACGAGAGUUGCCUUCUCUUGAGCGUAUUAUAAAUAAACGAGAGGUUGCAGAUCCGGUGCUCCUCGAGCCGUGGAGGCCUGACAUUCAUGACGAGUUUGUAUUCCUGUCUGCGAAGGAAAUUCAAGAAUUCGAUGUUUCAGAAACAGCGCCAGAAUUUGCUCGUCGUCGCUGAAUCCGGUAAUGUCGAUUCUGAAAAAAGACAACGGCGACGAUUGUCUCGUGAAACGAUUCUCGAAACAAUUUAGAGGUUUUCAGAGUACCUGCUGAAUAGAAAUGAUUGCAAUUUAUAAUUCAGGGAAGGCCAGACAGGAUGUGUUUUGGUGGCUGAAAUCGGCCGAAUCGGUUGGCAAAAACAACAUUUAUAAGGCGAUUAAUGAUCUGACGAAAAUGAGCCAUCAGAACCCAAGGGUGCUCACCGAAAUGGCUCGUCUCAAUUAUCGAAUCGACAAACGUGACGAGGCGCUCAGACUGCUCAAAACGGCCCACGCAACCGAUCCGCUCUGGAUUGACGGCAUGGAUCUUCUGGUGUUUCUGUGUAUUCAGGACUUUCCGAAGCACGAAACACUCGUGGAGGAAGUCGUUUCUACGUUGAACAAAGAAUGGCCACAUCGGGUGGAGACUCUUGUCGUCAGCGGAUUUUUGGCUCAUCGUAAUAAUGACCGCUUUUCUUCCUUUUCAAAUAAAUUUCGCUUUCAGAGAAAAGUCUGGAAUUAGCGUGCGCUUUCGCGAGACGAUCGAUGAUGUUCGUGGUUGCGGGCACUGACCAAUACGUGUUCGCCAUUCAUCUGAGGGCUUACUGUUUGCGAUCUUUGCAAGUGAAAGCGAGGAACAUUGAGGUCAUUCGAUGUGAGAACAGCUUCCCCCGAAUACUCAUCGCUUAACAGAUUAUUUAGAUCGGCAAGAGUUGAGAAAUCUGAUGGCCGAAGCGGUCGCAGUGAUGCCGCACAGCGCCGAUCUCGCACUUCUGCACGUGGACACACUUUUGGAGGACGAUGAGUGAGUUCGAAAUGGUGUAUGUUUAAAAAAAAGCAUAAACAUAUUACAGCGGACACCGUGAGGCCAAAAUCUUCGCCACCAAAUUCUUGCACGAAAAUCCGACGAAUGUGCACGCGAAACUGCUGAAAGUGCACGUGCUGGUGAACGGAGUCAGUCGGAAUCCCGACAUGAAUCACUCCACCGUAAGUGUUUUUUUUUCUGGCUCCUGCUAAUAUCGAAAGGAUCAGGAACUAUUCCGUCUGCUGGAGGAGGUCACCUCGGAAUUCCCGCAUAUUCUGGCUGCGUUCUGUUUCCUGCUCAACGAAUAUUCUCGAAUCGGCGACAAUCCAAUGUGCAAAGAUGUGCUUAAACGACUGACGAGGACGAGAAAGUGUUUGCCCGCCUCGAAAACGGCCAAAUUCCAUCGGGUAAAGGCGGACUACCUGCUGAAGUUCCGUGACGUCAUUCCGGCGUAUGAGCACUUGAUGGCUGCAAUUGCAAAGGGAUCGCCCAUCGAUCACGCACAGGUGAGAAAUUGAAAACGGGAAAAAACAGAGGGAAAUACUCGUUUCAGAUGUCAAACUACGAAACGGAAUUCGCAUCAAGUCGCGCCGUCAAAGGAGACUAUCAGAACCUCGCAUUUUUGGAUCAUGUGUCAGUUUUUCGAUGAUAUAAACAACUCAUGCUUUUUUAUGAUUUCAGUGCGUUUGAUCACAACCGUCCGUCGACUUCUGCUGUUACCGUAAAUGCCCCUCCUGCCGGAGCGUCCCCACCGCUUCAAGAAGUUGUAAAUGUUCAGAAUGAACAAGAAGGUGCCAUCUAUUCUUCCGACGACGAAGAUGAGGAUGAAGAUGAAUUGUCCAGCGAUGACGGAGAAGUCAUUGAAGAUAAUGAAGUGCUGAACGAGAUCCCUUGA
This is a messenger RNA of Caenorhabditis sp. 36 PRJEB53466, 2561 nucleotides long. NCBI's taxonomy places the organism in Eukaryota, Metazoa, Nematoda, Chromadorea, Rhabditida, Rhabditidae. The record is from the annotation of a GenBank genome assembly.